This is a messenger RNA of Oppiella nova, 924 nucleotides long. Lineage: Eukaryota; Metazoa; Arthropoda; Arachnida; Sarcoptiformes; Oppiidae. The record is from the annotation of a GenBank genome assembly.
AUGGCAAGUAGUCUAUUAAUAUUAUUAGAUGAUAUCGCAGCAGUGCUCGAUGAUGUUGCAGUCAUGAGUAAAAUGGCGGCUAAAAAAACUGCGGGUGUUUUAGGUGAUGAUUUAGCACUGAACGCACAACAAGUGAGUGGUGUAAGAGCAGAGCGUGAGCUUCCUGUGGUAUGGGGUGUCGCGAAGGGCUCAUUUAUCAAUAAAUUAAUUUUAGUGCCUUUGGCUUUGCUGAUCAGUGUGGUUGCACCAUGGUUGAUUAACCCAUUGCUGAUGAUUGGUGGUCUGUUUCUUUGCUAUGAAGGUGUUGAAAAAGUUCUACAUAGUUUGCAGCAUAAAAAAGCCAAAACCGGUGAAGCUGCACAAGAGGAACUUGAACAAAUCGAAACUGAUUUAGCCACAUUUGAAAAAGAUAAAAUUAAAGGCGCGAUACGCACAGACUUUAUUCUCUCUGCUGAAAUUGUGGUGAUUUCUUUAGGGACUGUUGCGGCUGCAACAUUUGGUACCAAAGUGAUGGUGCUAUCUGUCAUCGCAAUUUUAAUGACCGUCGGUGUCUAUGGCUUUGUCGCUAUGAUUGUAAAGAUUGAUGAUUUAGGUUUGUACUUAACCCAACAAACAUCAAAUGUUAAACAAAGCAUUGGCCGUGGUUUACUGGUAUUUGCACCAAAGUUAAUGAAAACAUUAACGAUUGUUGGAACCAUUGCAAUGUUCCUUGUCGGUGGGGGGAUCAUCACCCAUGCUGUUUCAACUUUGCAUCAUUGGUCAGAAGAAGCCGUUGAUCAUAUUCAACAUAUUCCAACCGUUGGUAGUGUUAUUGGUGCAUUAACACCAACGUUAAUCAAUUUACUGAUUGGUAUCGUCGCAGGCUUAGCCGUGUUCGUGGUAAAUCAACAACAGCCUAAAUGCAAAGCACAUCCUAAACGAUAG